Hippocampus comes (tiger tail seahorse) is the source of this 1201-nucleotide messenger RNA. RefSeq names its product one cut domain family member 2-like. Gene Ontology annotation, biological process: regulation of transcription by RNA polymerase II. The transcript has a single exon. The record is from RefSeq and is a predicted model, not a curated record. Lineage: Eukaryota; Metazoa; Chordata; Actinopteri; Syngnathiformes; Syngnathidae. Gene Ontology annotation, cellular component: nucleus. The annotation marks the transcript as partial. Gene Ontology annotation, molecular function: DNA-binding transcription factor activity, RNA polymerase II-specific; RNA polymerase II cis-regulatory region sequence-specific DNA binding.
UGCCGUUUGCUUUUUGCAACACCUAACUGUCCUGUUGUCUCGUGCAGGCACAAAAGGAGGCUUGAAAAAGAAGAAGAAGAAGAGGGUCCGUCCUCCAGUGGGUGGCGUGGGAGUGCGAGGAAGUACUUAACGGCGCUCACAUCAUUAAUUAGCCGCCAGAAAUCAAUCCAUUCGGACUCAUCGAUAAAUCCAUCCGCGAUGGACGGGAGUCUGGGAGAGAUGUCGCUGCACGGCCACGCCGAGCUGCACUCGCGGGACCUCUCGGCCGCCUUCCCCCGUCCCCCACUGAGCGCCGGCCCCCCUCUGGAACCCGAGCCUCGGGCCCCUCCGCCGCCCUUCGAGCACGCCAUGUCGGCGCUGGGCUACAGCGGCGACUCCCCGUCCGGGUCGGGCAGCACCUACACCACGCUGACCCCUUUGCAGCCCUUCGAUGACAAGUUCCAUCACCACCACCACCACCACCACCCCUGCCUCCCUGUCAGCAACGUCAUCGGGAGUUUCACGCUGAUGCGCGAGGAGCGAGCCGGCCUCUCCGCCAACUUCUACAACCCCUACGCCAAAGAUCUCGCCAUGAGCCAGAGUCUGACGCCGCCCUCCUCGGGUUUGGGGUCCAUGCACAGCUAUGGAAGUCCCAAUGGCGGGGGCGGAGGGGGCGGCGCCGGACAGAUGCUCCACGGUGGCUACGACGUCCACGGCGGGAGCCUCUUCUGCAGGACCUCGGACUUUGGGCGAGAGAUGUCGCCCCCGGGAUUGGGUGCCGGCGACAUGUCCAUGGGGCACCAGCUGAACAAAAUGGACGGGCCGGCCCAUCACUCUCACAUCUACAGCCAGCACUACCAGGCGCACCACCACCCCGGCCAGCAGGCUGCCAAGAUUGCGGACCACCUGCAUUCCCUAACGUCCUCCCCGGGGGACGGCGCCUUGGGUGGCGGGUCCCCAGGCGGAAGCGGCGGCGGCGGUGGCGAAGAGAUCAACACGCGUGACGUAGCCCAGAGGAUCAUCACGGAACUGAAGCGCUACAGCAUCCCGCAGGCCAUCUUCGCCGAGCGCAUUCUGUGCCGCUCGCAGGGGACGCUCUCCGAUCUCCUGAGGAACCCCAAACCCUGGGCCAAGCUCAAAUCCGGACGCGAAACCUUCAAAAGGAUGUCUCGAUGGCUGCAGGAGCCCGAGUUCCAGAGGAUGGCCUCGCUCCGGCUCGAGG